CAGAUCUGGGCAGACGCAAUCAUCUGCUGCAGCAAUCAUCAGAUGGACUCCCGGUUCGACUCGGAAACCAUCGAACUUCGAAGACUCUCAACUCGGCCAUGUCAAACGGGGACAUUCUUCACCAUCCUGCGGUUGCAUGAUCCACAUGGGGCUGCCACUGCCGGGCUCGCACACAUCACCCGGUUUUCUCAUCCCACAAUGGCUUCCAGCACUUGGGUGCCCCAGCGCUCUGUCGCAGAGACGCAAGCUAUUCUCGACGCUCCCGAAUCGCUACUGGAGACGGAGACGCGUGUGAUCGACAACAAGGUGCAGCGGGUGUACAAGAAGCUCUGGCCGACCAUCCGAGACUUCUGGCUGUGGUCCGCUGCGAGGACGGGCAAUGCCGACAAGACGUAUGUCGUCUUCGAGAAACAGCGGUACACGUACCAGCAGAUGUUCGACCGGUCGGUGAAGGCCGCGGCGGUCUUCCGGGAUGUGUAUGGAAUUAAGAAAGGGGACAAGGUAGCCAUCUGCUCGCGCAACAAUCCAGAGUACCUCGUCGCCUUCUGGGCUUGUCACUUCCUGGGAGCCAUAACCGUACUGGUCAACGCCUGGCUGCCGACUACUCCAUUGCUGCAUUGCUUCACUCUGACUGAAUGCAAGCUCGUCAUGCUUGACGCUGAACGCGCGGAUCUGCUCGAGCCAGUGGUCAAGCAGCUAGGUGCGGCGGGCACGGUCGUCAUCGACAGCCAUGAGGGCAAAGGCAGCUGGGAUGGGAUGGCUUCCUGGAAUGCUGUGAUGGAUCGCUAUACUGGGGACGCUCGCUCUGUCUUGGCCACGAAAGUAGAGCUUCUGCCGGAAGACGACGCGGUUAUCUUUUUCACUUCGGUGCGGAGUAUGUCCUCAUUUUGCUUUCAGAUGCCGAGCUUACCAUGGUCCCAGACUACAGGAUUACCCAAGGGAGUGCUCAGCACCCAUCGCCAAUACAUGACCAACACCUUGACUGUGCGAUACCCCCUGUGUUUCUGUGUGACAGCCAGCUUACACGGGCAACAGGCUUUCUCGGCCCGAGCCCGAUGCAUGGUGCGACGCGGUGAAGCGAUGCCGGUCCUAGAUCCGAACGCGUCGCAACAAGUAAUGCUUGCACCGAGUCCAUUCUUCCAUGUCGUGGGUGUGAGUCAUACUAGUCGUCGCCUUUCCUUCCCCGGGAUGCUAACGCCCGAACAGUUAACAACAUUAGUGAUGAUAGGGACCUUUAGCGGGGCGAAGCUCGUUCUGAUCCGUAAAUGGAAUGUCAAGGAAGCCAUUCGUCUCGCCGUGGCGGAGAAUGUCACCUACUUUGGCGGCGUCCCGUCCCUCUCCGCAGAUAUUAUCGAAAGUGAACUGAGCAAAAUGGGAAUCGCGCUUGAUACCUUGGCGCUCGGUGGGGCGGCUGUGCCUGCGGAACUGGCUAAGCGAGCGCAUGCGGCUUUCCCGAUACUCUACUACUUCACGCAUCCGACUGGAUGUAGAUAUGGUCUUACAGAGACGAACGGUGCUGCGACUUUGUUCUCUGGGGAAGACUAUGUUGCUCGACCCGACAGUUGCGGAGUCUUGCCUCCUGUGGGCGAUGUACUUAUCGUCAAGGAUGGGAAAGCCGUCCCGCAUGGGCAGCUGGGCGAGAUCUGGCUGCGCGGGCCGAAUAUCAUGAAAGGCUACUACCGGGAUCCAGGCAAGUUGAUACUCACCGGCGAUGUCGGCAUGCAAGAUGAGGAAGGAUUCAUUUACAUCAGAGACCGAAUCAAAGACAUCAUCAUCCGCGGAGGCGAGAACGUGGACUCCACGACUGUCGAGAAUGCGCUGUUCCUCGAGGGUGUGCUGGAGGUCGCAGCCGUCGGGGUGCCGGACAAGCGUCUCGGCGAACUCGUGACCGCCUUCGUGGCUCUGAAAGAUGGCUUCGAAGGGCGCUGGAGUGAGCAAACCAUCCUUGCCGCCGCGCGAACCAAGCUCCCGUCAUUCGCUGUUCCAGUCAUGAUCCUGUUUAAGAAUGAUCUGCCGCAUAAUGCGGCCGGCAAAAUCGUCAAGAGCGACCUGAGGGAGAUCGCGGCAAAGGAAUGGCUUAAUCGGAGCGCUGGCAGAGCAGCGACGGCCAAGUUGUAGGACUGCCCAUAGAAUAAUACGCUCUUCAAACUUUUAUCAUUAAGGCUUACAUCGACAUACAUAGAUUGACUUUUCGCAAACUUUGCCUGGGUUCAAUGACCGUGCUCAGACGAGGCGCUGAACCAGACAUCCUCGUCGUCGUCGUCGCUGGCGCCCUUGGAGGGCAUCCUCCGAUGUCCGAGACGCCCAGCAACAACCCGGCGCGCGAGGAAGAAGGUCGGCGGCGGAACAGGGAACGCAUCCAGCUCAGCCAACAUAUCGUCGUCGUCCGAAUACUCAUCUUCCUCGUCCUCGUCCUCCUCCUCGUCAUCACCGUCGCCGUCCUCACCGCCGGACGAGCGAUCACGAGGCAGCCGGAAGUGCAGGAACGACGUUCGGUCGGGAUGCGGGCGUGCAACCGAUGCGGGUGCAGAUGCCGAUCCAAAUGCAAGUGCCGAUGCAAAUGCCGUCUGCGGGAUCGGGGGAACAGGGCCGAUCGGCUCUGGCCUGGGCGGAGGAAGGACACUGCGCCGCCGACGCCCAGGCCCUGCGCGUGGUGCGGUCUCCGUCUUCUUCUGCAUGCCGCGUGUAGGGAGGAUCCCAGGCGACCACGGAGAUGACGGGGCGGUCCAGGGACGCGGGAAGUCGCGUGGUGGGGGGGUCGAUGUCGCCGCGACGCCGAGGGACGUGGGCCGGCCGCGCACCACCGCGUCGGGCGUCGGGGGAGCAGACGACGAAGAGGAGGAGGAGUAGUUGGACACCGUGGGCGAGUGCACGGGCGAGGCGGACGCAGACACAGACGAGAACGAGUCGGAGUCGUACAGCGCGUAGCGUUUGGCGGGUGCGAGGGGCGGGGCGGCCGCCCUCCUGCGCCCAAAGACGUGGCUCGCGGACGGGACGGACAGCGGCGCGGGGCGCGGCAUGGCGAGUUUUUGACGGAGGCGCGUGAACAGCGUGCGUGUGCGCGGGGAGUCUGGCGCGGGGCGGGCAGGACCUGCGCUGGUGUUUUGGGCGCCGAGGGGUGGAGGGACUCCGGGGCCUGGGCCUGCUGCUGCUGCGGCUGCUGCUCGAGGACGAGGGAGCGCUCGACGAGCCCGGUGAACUCAGGCAGCGUCAUGGACGGUCGUGUACUGUGCAAGGAGGAAAACAUGGAUACUAACUAGACAGGUCGCACGAAGGAGUGCUUGGGGACGACGGUCGCACCGCUGCUAGAAGUAGAUUAGAAUUGAGUUUUAUCCAUCCUGUGGCAUCUCAGCGCUGUUCCUAGCCGCUCUUCCAUCACCUUGCAUAUCGGUUCAAGGAACACGAAGUGGGCUCCAUGGAAGGACAGAAACUUUAAGGGUGUG
This is a messenger RNA of Mycena citricolor, 3443 nucleotides long. NCBI's taxonomy places the organism in Eukaryota, Fungi, Basidiomycota, Agaricomycetes, Agaricales, Mycenaceae. The record is from the annotation of a GenBank genome assembly.